AGAUCUUGUGGUUUGUGCAAGAGCUUCUGGGACAGAAAAAGGGAGAGAGAGAGAUCUGGUUCCUUCUGUCUGCUUUUUUUCCUGAUUGCAAGGGUGCAAUUAGGGUGCAUGCUCCCCAUUGCAAGGGGAUAGUGGGGUUGGGGGUCCUCAGCCUGGAACUGGUAGGGGUCUCCGCUUUUGGAGCGUUGCCUUUGCUGAUUUGCAAAGCUAGGGCGUUGUUUGGGGCGCCUGCGACUUUUUGAAGGCCUGCUACCCCGGGGAAGCGAAUCUUCGGAGGGUGGGUGUUGUUUUUUAAGUAGAUUUGGGGUUGGGGCACGGUUGGUGAGAGGGGUGCCCUAACCUGUGGGCCAAAUUCUGGUUGAGGAACAGAGGAACCGGUGCUCAUCCAGGGGAGAAGCUAGCAGUUGCUCUUGGGUUGAGGAACUGGGUGGUUCCGGAUCAGAAAUUUCCCUUGGCACCCGAAUGAUGCCUGCAAGAAGAAGUUCCUAGACGUGGUGAUCCUUUGCGAUCUUUUGUGAUCCAUUAAGCCACCCACAAUGGCCUUGAGGGGACUCUGGCUCGUUGGCCACGAACAAGGGUCCUGCGGCACCGUGCUGUUUUCCAGGCGUUACCCCACGGUUGAAAAGCGAGCAAAAUGCCUCAACGGAGCAAGUUAUGUGGCCGUGCCUGAAGACGGCCCUUUCCUUAAAGCGCUGCUUUUCGAACUGAGACUGGCCGAUGAAGACCAGAGCUUCAUAGAGCGUAGGGAUGGCUGCUCCCGAAUCAACAAGACUUCGGUCUAUGCCCUUCAGACCGAAAGCGGCGAACUUUGGCCUGUGGUGGCCUUCCAGAAGAGCGGGUUGGUUUACGUCGGCCUCCCGUUGGUAGAGCAGCCCUUAGCACCACGCCCACCUCUCAUCAGCAUCAGCGGGGUCUCUCAGGCUUUUGCGGUCUUGUCGGGGCUGCUGGCUUUCAUGAACUCCAGCCAGAAGAGCAAAGCAGAGAGGACUUCCAAAAUUGGCCAGCUCCCAGGCUUGCUCAUGCAGAGCUGUCCUCUUGGCACCCCGCUGGAUAUGAACUUGAACGGCUCGUCAUUGGAAAGCAAUCACGUUGCUCCAAGUAGCCAUCCUCAGAAGCCACCAGCUUGGAGGACCAGCACGUACAAGGGAAAGCCUCAAGUUAAUGUCUGCAUUACUGAAAAAGUCAAGUCUGUGCAGUAUGACAAAAGGGAUGUGUCAGACAUGUGGCAGGUUUAUGGAACUGUAACUUGCAAGUGCGACAUCGAAGGCACGGCUCCCAACGUGACCAUCAGCUUGAACCUCCCUGCCAACGGCUCUCCUCUCCAGGACAUUUUGGCCCACCCUUGCGUUACGUCCCUCGACUCCGCCGUUCUGACUUCCAGCAGCGUUGACGUAAUGGACGACUCUGCCUUCAGCGGGCCUUACAAAUUCCCUUUAAUACCUCCUGCAGACCCCUUCGACCUGUGCUUUUAUACUUCCCAGGUGCCUGUUCCACCAAUUUUGGGGUUUUAUCAGCUAAAAGAGGAAGAGUCACAGUGGAAGUUCACCGUUCACCUGAAGCUUCAUGAAAGUGUGAAAAACACUUUUGAGUACUGUGAGGCCCGUAUUCCCUUUCUCAACAGGGGACCCAUUACACACCUGGAAUACAAAGUUAGCUACGGCCAGCUGGAGGUGGCGAAAGAGAAAAGCUUGCUGGUUUGGGUCAUAGGACAAAAAUUCCCCAAGUCAUUGGAAAUAUCCCUUUCUGGGACUGUCGCUUUUGGCGCCUUGAAUCAGGAGCAGCAGAUUGACCCUGUGUGUACUGGAAACACCACUUACAUCAAACUUUAUUUUAGAAUCCUGGAUUUCACGCUUACCGGAUGUUACACAGACCCGCAUUCCAUCCAGGUCUUUUCCUCAGGAAAACCAAAGAUCAGUACAGCUCGAGAAUUGCUUUCUUCAGAUUACUACAUCUGGAAUUCCAAAGCCCCGGCACCUGUAGUGUAUAGAACUUUACUUUUCUAAUUUUCCCUCAAUUUUGUACUUGAAAUGGGAAAAAAGUACUGAAAUGUUUUAA
Molecule: messenger RNA, 2055 nt
Organism: Podarcis raffonei (Aeolian wall lizard)
Lineage: Eukaryota; Metazoa; Chordata; Lepidosauria; Squamata; Lacertidae
Gene: AP5M1
Product: adaptor related protein complex 5 subunit mu 1
Exons: 8
Coding region: 537-2003 (488 amino acids)
Biological process (GO): endosomal transport
Cellular component (GO): AP-type membrane coat adaptor complex; cytosol; late endosome
Source: RefSeq, a predicted model, not a curated record